Eufriesea mexicana is the source of this 1179-nucleotide messenger RNA. It is a transcript of the gene Ppcs, whose product is annotated as phosphopantothenoylcysteine synthetase. The record is from RefSeq and is a predicted model, not a curated record. The transcript is spliced from 7 exons. Lineage: Eukaryota; Metazoa; Arthropoda; Insecta; Hymenoptera; Apidae. The coding region runs from base 238 to 1179 and encodes 313 amino acids.
AUUAUAAUAUUUAAGAAAAUUGAGUAGAUUUUUUAAUUUUAUCGUAAUAUGACAUAUUGCUGCAUUAUUUUUAGAUAAAUAUGUAUUUGUGAAUUAACUGUCUUUUAUGGAAAUUUGUUGAUUUAUUUUAUAUCGUAUAAGAUUAAUUUAUCUCCGAAGCAGGACGUGACACACUAACAUUGAUUAACACAGAGCACUGAAUUUUCUUGAAAUUGCAACUCUAAUUAUAUAUAUAAUAUGGACACAACUUGGGAAGAUUUUUAUGCCAAACAUCCACCGCCUCAAGAUAUUGAUCAAAAUGAAACGAUGCUGAGGGCAUUUGUAAUGCGCCAGUUAAAAAGAAAUAAUAAGGUCGUAUUAGUAACAAGUGGUGGUACAACAAUACCUUUAGAACACAAUACAGUAAGAUUUGUUGAUAAUUUUAGUGCAGGAACAAGAGGGUCUGUAUCUGCAGAAUAUUUUCUAGAAAAUGGAUAUGCUGUAAUUUUUAUAUAUAGAGUUAAUACUCUGGAACCAUUCUCAAGAUACUUUAAGGGACAGAAAUUUUUAGAUAUGUUAAAAAUUAAUGAACAAAAUGGAAAAUGUAUAAUCACAGUCUUACCACAGUACACAGAAAAUUUAACAAAAAUAUUAAAUAAAUACAAAAAAACUUUGGAUCAAGAUAAAUUAUUACAACUCACUUUCACUACUCUUUCUGAAUAUCUUUGGCUGCUUCGAUCUGCUUGUCAAUCAUUAACUUGUCUUAAAAAUAAAGCAAUUUUAUAUCUCGCAGCUGCAGUUUCAGACUUUUAUAUUCCAUCAAAUGAAUUGGCAGUUCACAAAAUUCCUUCUAAUGCACCAUCAACAAUAUCCCUUCAAUUGGUACCAAAAAUAUUAGCACCACUUGUAAGUUUGUGGGUUCCAGAAGCUUUUGUAAUAUCAUUUAAAUUAGAGACUGAUGAAAAUCUGCUAAUUUCAAAAGCAAGAGAUGCAUUAAAUAAAUAUAAACACAAUUUGGUUAUAGCCAAUAUGUUACAAACUCGAAAACAACAAGUAACAAUUGUUAGUCAAGAGAAUAAUUAUGUUAUUUCUCUUACUAAUGAGCAGUUGGCUAAAGGUGAAGAAAUUGAACGAUUGAUUGUUAGUGUUCUCAUUGAUAAACAUCAAAAUUUCAUACAAUCAACUGAACAAUGUAAUUAA